Messenger RNA from Kwoniella botswanensis, 519 nucleotides. RefSeq lists its product as uncharacterized. The record is from RefSeq and is a predicted model, not a curated record. Lineage: Eukaryota; Fungi; Basidiomycota; Tremellomycetes; Tremellales; Cryptococcaceae. The coding region runs from base 1 to 519 and encodes 172 amino acids. The transcript has 3 exons.
AUGAUCCUCUUACCCCGAAACACGCAUCUGGAAGAUCCAUCAAAGACGGCCAACGUGUUCAUCCGUCAAGCCCGACCAAGCCAUCGAAGGGACAUGCGCAUUCUUCCUUCCUCCUCAACCAUCGGAUCGCACAAAGAUGACGCCCGAGACAUAUAUCAUCGCGAUGUUGAGACAGCUCAGAGAAAGUCUAAUCCGUGGGGAGCUUUGGGUGAACGACUGAAUAUCGAGAAAACGAGACUGAGCGGUCUGGACGAGAUGGAGUCAGGAGGUGCAGUCGCGAUUGCCUUGGAAAGUGAUAUGCACAGAGAGCGAAAUAGGACGAUGGAGAGUUUGAACUCUAGAGGUGAUGCCCCCUUUGCACCUACAGGUGGAGAGAGGAUGUUGAGACCCGAUGAAAGUCUAGAUGAAUCCCCUGAAGUUCUAAGUAACUUCAGAUCUCCAGCGGAUCUCGCCAGACCUGUCAGACCCACUGAGGUCAACAUCGUGGUGACUCAUUCACAGGUGAUUGAAAAGGCAUGA